UCGUAUUGAAUGUGUUAAUCUGCUAUAAUGUUCAAUGACUGCAUUUUAUUAUCACAUGUUCAGAGGUUAUCCUUGUUUAUACAAGAGGUCAUUAAAAUAUUAAAUGUUGAUGAUGUUCAACAGAGUAAAUGGUUUUGGUAUACAGAUGUGUAUGAGGAGAAAAACAAUCACAAUGACCAACAGCUGCAGAGCCAGCCUUGUGCUGGUUUUGACUUUGACCUUCCAUCUGGUCCCCACGGCAACAACCACAUCAGUUAACCCCAGUCUGGUUACUAAGGUCAUGAACUCUGACUCUACUAAAAAUAGUAUAACAGUUGUUGAUAGCAACCAUCUCCCUGGCAACGAGCUCAAACCAGGCAGCAACAAUUCUUGUACAUCAGAUGGUGGCCAAGGCCAUGAAGGUCAAGGUCACGGUGAUAAAGGUCACGAUAGUCAUCCUGCCAAGAUACAUUUGGUGGAUUUGAAUUUCUCGCAUGUAAAAGGGCCACUGCUAGUUGGAUUAGUGAUCAUUAUUGCUGGAUUGAGUAAAAUAGGUUUUCAUCAUGCAGACAUUCUGUCCUCAAAAGUCCCAGAGUCCUGCAUUCUCAUUAUAUUGGGUGUCGCGUUUGGAACCAUUGUGUAUUUUGCAGACUACGACACUGAUUUUUUUGAGCCAGAUACAUUCUUCCUCUAUUUGUUACCUCCGAUUAUUUUAGAGGCAGCCUUCAGCCUUCAUAAUCGAACGUUCGUUGACAAUCUCGGCAGCAUAAUCAUGUUUUCGGUAGUGGGAACGGUGGUAGCGUGUUUUGCCAUCGGUCUGACCCUGUGGGGGCUGGCCCAAGCUGGGGCCAUGGCAGACCCGGGGGCCAACCUCGUCCAGAUCCUGGUAUUCAGCUCCCUCAUUGUGGCUGUUGACCCCGUUGCGGUGUUGGCGAUAUUCCAGGAGGUGGGUGUGAACAACAUGCUGUACUUUAUGGUGUUUGGAGAGUCGUUACUCAACGAUGGGGUGACAGUGGUCUUGUACAAAGUGAUGCAGACAUACAACAGGAUGGACACCAUUGAGGCAGACCAGAUACUGCUGGGUAUAGUAAAGUUCUUUGUUGUCGUGUUUGGCGGCCUUCUAGUUGGUGUUGUCUCUGGGCUGUUGUCGUCAUUCAUCACCAAGUACACGAGCUCGGUCAAGGUUGUUGAGCCGAUUAUCAUAUUUGGAUUUGCAUACGAGUCAUACAUACUGGCGGAAAUGUUCCAUUUCUCUGGCAUUGUUAGCAUCAUUGGAUGCGGGCUGAUGCAGAUGCAAUACGCUCUACAUAACAUUACAAACAAGUCCCAACUAUGUGUCAAGUUCUUUGCUAAAGUUAUCAGUAACACGUCGGAGAUCAUCAUUUUCCUGUUCCUGGGCCUCAAGACAGUCAACAAACGCCAUGAGUGGAACACUGGCUUUGUUCUUUGGUCACUCCUGCUGUGUAUCGUGUACAGGUUCAUAAUUGUCUUCGUCAUAUCUUUCCUGAUCAACCGCUGUGAUAAAUACAGAGUGAGAAAGAUCAAACUGGAUGAGAUGUUUAUGAUUAGUUAUGGAGGCCUGCGUGGUGCCGUCUGCUUCUCAUUGGUCGCACUGCUUGACAACAAGGAGUUCCCCAUGAAGGAAAUGUUUGUCACGGCAACGCUCUUCAUCAUAUUCUUCACGGUGUUCAUUCAGGGUGGCACCAUCAAGUUUCUGGUGAAGUUAAUGCGCGUCUCCCUUGACAACAGCACCAAGGACAUGAUGAUGUACCAGGAACUCAACGAACAUGUGAAUGACCAUUUGAUGGCUGGCAUAGAAGAAAUCAUCGGUGUGUCUGGGAAGAACUAUAUACGGGAAAAGUUUGAUUCCUUGGAUGAGAAGUAUUUCCGCGCCGUCCUUUUGAAAGAUGCCAAGAAAACAGACUUUGAUGAAAUGAACAAGUACUAUCUGAAACUCAUGAUGAGGGAGCACUACAAGACACUGCAGUUAUGCGGAGUGUCCAACCUGCCACGAACAGACUCCGGAUUGAGCACUGUCACAAGUUCUGCUUGCCUUAAGGCCAUGGAUGACGACGAUGAAGAGAAGGCCCUGCUGAGGGAUGAGGAGUUAGUGGAGCGUCGUCGUAAGCGUCUGAUAUCCCAGAAUUCCAUGCCAGAGUCCCAGGAUUCCGACAGACGGGACCUGAAGAUGAUGUUGAGGGUGGCGCUCAAUGUCUCACAGAAUUUUGAGAAUGUGAGUAUCUUCUCUUCUUCUGUUAGCAUGUAACCACUAGACUUAAAUAGGCAUGUACUAUACUUUAUUGCUUGCGAUUGUUUUUGGAGCUAAUAAGAUAAAGAUCAAUAUCACUGAUUCUAGAACUAGAAAAUAUAGUUUUUAGUUGUGAGCAUUAGCUCAUAACUAAUGUAGAGAGGCAGUUUUGCAAGUCAGUCUGUUAGAUACGCUAGGAACGAUAACUGCAAGUCAGUCUAAUGUUAGUUACGCUAGGAAAGAUAACCACUGCCUGUCUGCACUACAUGCAGUACAAUUAUGCAGGCGACAAAUGCUUGGAGCUUCUGCUCUAACCACCGCAUCUGCCUGUUUAUAGUUCACCACUAGUACACUGCAUUAUGUGUAUGUAAUUUAUAGUGUUUAACAGCUUGUAAGAUGACAUUGGCCAGUCUAGUGUUUAUCAUUGAAAUCUGUACAUAUUGGCUGCUUUCAGGGAAAACGGUGCUUAACGCAAUUUAAUUAAGAUUAGCCUGUGAACACUGAUUAGCCUGUGCAAUGUGCACAAGCUAAUCAAGGACGACGUUUUCUGAUUUAAAGUUUUUUUUUUGUUAAAACAAUUAAUGCAUAUGCAUUAAGCCCAGUUUUCCCAAAAUGAAGCUUAAAUUAUCUUUUUUAUUAAUGAUUUGGAAAAAAACACACACAUCUCGACCUGUGCUUUAAGACACGCUCUUUAUAAAUUUGAAUGGGUUGUGUUCAUGUCAAACAUGAGAUAUAAAAAGCUAUAACUUAAUUUUGAAAACUGAGUUGCGUCGGAGUUUAUACUUGAGUGUCUUCAGCGAUUUAAUUGUUCAAUGACAUGUCUUUGGAUUUAAUUAUUAUGCCCAUUCAUUUUGUUAAGGGAGCAUAUUGUUUAGCUUAACUUGAGAGAAUUCUUAAUACUUAUCUGUAUCUAAUUAACAUUUUAAACUUUGAAGAUUUAUUUUUAUGCCCCCGAAGGAGGGCAUAUAGUGAUCAAACUGUCCGUCCGUCUGUCUGUCUUUCCGUCACACUUCACAUUUAGGUUUUGAAAAAGGCUCAUAACUUCUAUGUCGCGUCAGAUAGCAACUUGAUGUUUGGCAUGCAUGUGUAUCUUAUGGAGCUGCACAUUUUGAGUGAUGAAAGGUCAAGGUCAUCCUUCAAGGUCAAAGGUCAAAUAUAUGGCUUCAAAGCGGGGCAGAAGGGGACAUUGUGUUUCUGACAAACACAUCUCUUGUUACCACAUAGCAAUGUUUCUUUUAUACAUUAUUUUCUUUGCCCUCAUUUCUACAUCAAAUGUAAGCAGUGUAAUCAGAUUAACCAUAACCCAAACCAUUAAAUGGGUUAAUUUUCAGUCCACACAGGCUUAUCAGGCAUGACAGUUUCUGUCUAAACUUGAUUUUUUAACCAAGAAGAUACCUUGAAAUGAAAAAUACCUUGACAGUGGAAAUUGUCGUCCCUACUUAGCCGGUGUGGACCGUUUAGACUAAUCUGGGACCACACUUUACGCACAUGUAUUUAAGCCCUAUUUUCCCAGAUUGUGGUUAAUGUUAUUUGAAGUUUUAUUGUCUAAUCUUUCUUGUUUUGUUUUCAUUAUUAUAGCAGCAGGUAGGCACUGUUUAUCCUUGUUACUCUCCUGAACUACUCUCAUUACUUACUGAUAACCUGUAAUAAAAAUUUGUCCUUACACAUUUACUUUAUUCUGUUUGUGAUGCUUAUGCUACUUGUUUAUCAAAAAAUAAAAUAAAAUCAGUUUUCGGUACUUGUUUUCGCAAAUUAAAAGAUUUUUUCCCAAGUUUUCCUUUUGGGAUUUGGAAAACAUGAAGUGUAAUAAUUGGUAGGUCAUUUUCCUUCCCUUAAGUGGUUCUUGAAUCACACCCGUGAUUGCAGUGGUUCAUUAGGUAUCUUUUUGUUUUUGGUGUUUAGUCCUAUUAUGCUCACCCAUACAUGGAUUCAAACAGUUUCAUAUUUAAAGGCACAUAAAUACUCAAAAUAAAAAAAUAUUUUGAGAAAAAAACUUAACCCAUAAAAAUAAAGUGUUCGCUCGUAAAUAUUUGUCUCAGGGGAAAUUCACGAGGAGUAUAUUGUAACACAAACAAUAAAAACAAGCAUUUUGUAUCUCUUUAAAUCUAUGUUACCAUACCACAUCUAGCGUUGAAAGUUUGGCUAUAAUAUUGCUGUAAGGCACACUAAUUUUUUUAAGGGUGAACUGAUUCAGAUCUUAAGUGAUAUUAUGGGCAUUUUUCACUGUUGAAUUGAGCUGAACAGAAUUAACAGGUCAAACGGAUUAGUUCAAAUGUGGUAACUGACCAGUUAUCUACAACUCAUCUUGCUACCAGUUGUUUAUAAAAAUAUAUAUUAUUUUCGAUAUGAUACAUGACUCACCCAGUCCUCUAAGCCGAAAUGAUAAGUAAAACGAAAUUGUGUUUUUGUGUCGUAUGAAAGAAUCUGCAUGAAAACUAUAUUUAGACUCACAUCGUACAUCGAAUCAUUUCUGUCGUCAGUUGUCAAAACGAAAGUACGGUUGAUAUUCAGAUGGAUUAUUUGUCUCUUUCUGGGAUAUUGUUUUAGUAUGUUGAUGCUGCAUUAACAAAUAUAAAUGUAUAUGAAGUGAAAACACCAAAAAUAUUAAACAAUGGUUGCGAUAGACACCUAUAUACUGUUAGAUGCCCAUAAUACAACUUUAAAUCUUGACAUGAGAAAAAGUUUUCUUUGACUUUCUGUACUGCUGCAUAACAUAAAUGUUGCCAUGAAGUUGUUGUUUUUAUACUCAUCCUGCUUCCUAUAUUUGUACAGUCAAAACUGAGAACAGUGGUCAGUCAAGGGAAAUGGUCAAAGUGACCGUUGUCAACAAGUGACUGCUGUUCUCGGAUCACCACUUUUUAGAUGGUUGGUCAGCCGGUAGCUGUAUUGCUACAUCCUUACUCCACCCAGUUGUUCGCACACAGUGUAAAACAAAGACUCAUUGCCAAUAACUAAGCAUAAAAACAUAGAUAUCUUCUAUUGAAUAAUACAGAAACAUAUCUUAUAAAUUUAUUUCUUACCUAUUUAAAAACUUAAUUUAUGGUUUUUUAACGAUAAUAUUUUUGUUUACUCAUGCAUCUCAUUCAUUCAGUAUAUCCGACAGUUCUUAUUACAUUCAUAGGGAGAUAUUUUUCAAUAAAGAUUGUAAUGAGUCAUUGAAGUCAUGUCUGAUCAAGUAUAUAAAGAGGAUUCACUGUCAUAAACUGAAAGUACGGUAUAACUGUAUGGCUUCAAUCGAGGAAAAAGACACCAAAAUCUUGUAUAAAUUUACUAAUCCUUUAAUGGCCGCCAUAUAACAAGACUUGCCAGAUAAGUGUUGUUUUUAAUACUUUUAAAGAUCAAUUGACUUUGUCACGCGCUCAUGUUUUAAUGUCAUAAAUACUGACCUGUUAUCUCAUGCUUCUCCUUUCCAAGGGUAAUU
This is a messenger RNA of Dreissena polymorpha, 5648 nucleotides long. Its product is annotated as sodium/hydrogen exchanger 1-like. The record is from RefSeq and is a predicted model, not a curated record. NCBI's taxonomy places the organism in Eukaryota, Metazoa, Mollusca, Bivalvia, Myida, Dreissenidae. Gene Ontology annotation, cellular component: membrane. Bases 104 to 2245 code for a protein of 713 amino acids. Gene Ontology annotation, molecular function: sodium:proton antiporter activity. The transcript is spliced from 21 exons. Gene Ontology annotation, biological process: sodium ion transport; proton transmembrane transport; regulation of pH.